Molecule: messenger RNA, 1122 nt
Organism: Gymnogyps californianus (California condor)
Lineage: Eukaryota; Metazoa; Chordata; Aves; Accipitriformes; Cathartidae
Gene: HAPLN4
Product: hyaluronan and proteoglycan link protein 4
Exons: 4
Coding region: 1-1122 (373 amino acids)
Biological process (GO): cell adhesion
Molecular function (GO): hyaluronic acid binding
Source: RefSeq, a predicted model, not a curated record
AUGCGUCCCCGAGGCCCCUGGGCCACCAGCCCAGCAGCUCUGCUGCUCCUCGCCGGCAUCCUCGCCUCCGAUGCGCUGCUCAGCACCCGGGGACGGAAGAAGGUGGUCCAUGUCAUGGAGGGUGACAGCGGGGCCGUGGUCGUGCAAACGGCCCCGGGGAAGGUGGUGACGCACCGGGGCGGCACCAUCAUCCUGCCCUGCCGGUACCACUACGAUGUGUCUGCCCACGACCCGGCCGAGAUCCGCCUCAAGUGGACCAAGGUGACGGAGCCGAUGGCCUUCGUGGACGUCUUCGUGGCGCUGGGGAAGGCGCGGCGGGCAUUCGGCAGCUACCGCGGCCGCACAGCUCUGCAGGAGGACGGCUUCGGUGACGCCUCACUCAUCAUCCGCAACGUCACCCUGCAAGACUACGGCCGCUACGAGUGUGAGGUCACCAACGAGCUCGAGGAUGACACUGGCAUGGUCAAGCUGGACCUCGAAGGCGUGAUCUUCCCCUACCACCCGCGCCUGGGUCGCUACACCCUGAACUUCCACGAGGCGCAGCAGGCGUGCCUGGAGCAGGACGGCAUCCUGGCCUCGCACGACCAGCUGCACCAGGCCUGGCUGGAGGGCAUGGACUGGUGCAAUGCCGGCUGGCUGGAGGACGGCUCAGUGCAGUACCCCAUCUCCCGGCCACGGGAGGAGUGCGGCCGCAAGGACACGCCGGUGGGGGUACGCAACUACGGCUAUCGGCACAAGGAGAGCGAGCACUACGACGCCUUCUGCUUCACCUCCAACCUCAACGGCAAAGUCUACUUCUUGAAGACGUACCGCAAGCUGAGCUACGCCGAGGCGGUGCAGGCUUGCAAGAACAACGGGGCGGCCGUGGCCAAGGUGGGCCAGCUCUACGCCGCCUGGAAGAUCCAGCUGCUGGACCGCUGCGAAGCCGGCUGGGUGGAGGACGGCAGCAUCCGCUACCCCAUCGUCAACCCCCGGGCCCGCUGCGGGGGCCGGGAGCCCGGCGUACGCAACCUGGGCUUCCCGGACAAGAAGUACAAGCUUUUUGGGGUUUAUUGCUUCAAAAAGGCUGGUGAGGCUGCCCCGGAGAAGGCACUGGGUGGGGGGCAGCCCAACCGUGUGUGA